Messenger RNA from Eremothecium cymbalariae DBVPG#7215, 1554 nucleotides. RefSeq names its product aldehyde dehydrogenase (NADP(+)) ALD4 (gene ALD4). Bases 1 to 1554 code for a protein of 517 amino acids. The transcript has a single exon. Gene Ontology annotation, molecular function: aldehyde dehydrogenase (NAD+) activity. The record is from RefSeq and is a predicted model, not a curated record. Lineage: Eukaryota; Fungi; Ascomycota; Saccharomycetes; Saccharomycetales; Saccharomycetaceae.
AUGUUAAGAACAGCUUUAAAGGUUUCGACCGGGGGCAGGGGCGCUGUGCUGUGUGUGCCAGUGCGCUGCUUUUCCAAUUUGCCGUUGUUCGUCCCAGUGAAACUUCCAAACGGGACAGAGUACGAGCAACCCACUGGACUAUUCAUCAACAACAAGUUCGUGCGUUCCAAACAGGGGAAGACUUUUGAGGUCUUAAGUCCCUCUACGGAGGAGGAGAUAACGCAUGUUUAUGAGGGUCGUGAGGAGGAUGUGAACCUUGCUGUGCAGGCAGCGGAUCAGGCGUUUGAGAAGGGGGACUGGCACAAUGUAGACCCUAUGGUUAGAAGUGUUGCGUUGAAUAAAUUGGCUGACUUCAUUGACAAGGAUUCUGAAAUUAUUGCUUCUAUCGAAUCUAUGGACAAUGGUAAGUCUAUCACUCAUGCUAGGGGGGAUGUAGCGCUUGCUGUUAACUGUUUGCGGGCUUGUGCGGGAGCUGCGACUACAAUUGACGGUAGAUUAAUUGAUACUGGAUCGUCAUAUUUCUCGUACACUAAGCGCGAACCAAUUGGUGUCUGUGGGCAGAUCAUCCCGUGGAAUUUCCCCUUGGUCAUGUGGGCAUGGAAGGUAGGCCCUGCGUUGGCAGCGGGUAAUACAGUAGUCUUGAAAACAGCCGAAUCGACGCCUCUCUCUGCACUCUACGUUUCAAAGUUUGUGGAACAAGCUGGUGUUCCUCCCGGUGUUCACAAUAUUGUCUCGGGUUUUGGUAAGAUUGUCGGAGAAGCUAUUAUUUCCCACCCUAAAGUAAAGAAAGUGGCCUUUACAGGCUCGACCACUACAGGUCGUCACAUCUACCAAACCGCUGCAAAGAGCUUGAAGAAGGUAACUUUGGAAUUGGGUGGUAAAUCUCCUAAUAUUGUGUUCGCUGAUGCUGACCUAAAGCGUGCUGCUGAAAAUGUGUUGUUAGGUAUCUAUUACAACUCUGGUGAGGUCUGCUGUGCAGGUUCAAGGAUGUACAUUGAGGAAUCCGUUUACGAUCAGUUUUUACAGGAAAUGAAGGCUGUAGCAGAAGCUGUGCAAGUUGGUGAUCCGUUCAAUGAGAACACUUUCCAAGGUGCGCAGACCUCUCAAAAUCAAUUGGACAAGAUCUUGAAGUAUAUUGAGAUUGGUAAACAAGAGGGAGCUACCUUGGUAACUGGAGGUGAAAGAUUGGGUAACAAGGGAUACUUCGUUAAGCCCACCAUAUUUGCCGACGUCAAACCCGACAUGAGAAUUGUCAAGGAAGAGAUAUUUGGCCCUGUUGUUACUGUAUCCAAGUUUAAGACAAUAGACGAGUUGAUUGAACUGGCUAACGAUUCUGAAUAUGGCUUGGCUGCUGGUAUCCAUACUACCAACAUAAGCACCGCUAUCGAAGUUUCCAACAGAUUGAAGGCAGGUACCGUUUGGAUUAAUACUUUUAAUGACUUUCAUCAUUCCGUUCCCUUUGGUGGAUUCAAGGCAUCUGGUAUUGGUAAGGAGAUGGGUUUGGAAUCUCUUGAAGCCUACACUCAGGUUAAGGCUGUUCGUACGAAGUUGUGA